Messenger RNA from Pocillopora meandrina, 40687 nucleotides. NCBI's taxonomy places the organism in Eukaryota, Metazoa, Cnidaria, Anthozoa, Scleractinia, Pocilloporidae. The record is from the annotation of a GenBank genome assembly.
AUGGCGGCCGAGGAGGAGUGGUAUUUUGAGGAAGAAGGCUGCCUCCAGUUCAGUGGCCGUCCAACUUCUGUGACUUUUUCACCUACAUCAAACUGCUUCAUCUGUACGCUCAAAGAUGGAACGGUUGAAGUCGUGGAUGCGCGUUCUAGUCUAGGUUUGAAGCGGACAGAGCCGGCAGUAUCAGGUUUGUACAAACUGAAGCAUGUGUUUUUCAUGCAGUUAGAUUACGCGGCUUCAAAUGUUUGUAACUAACGUCAGAUGGAUAUGAAUCACCUACCCCUAAUACCACUUUGUUAUCGUGACAGGAGUUUGAACUUUCAAAUGGUCAGUGCUUUGUCUUAUGCGAAUUCUAAUUUUUGCAUGUGUUAGACUUUAUACAUGCCCGCGUACAUUGUAAAAUCAAGAUCAACUCCUCAAUGAUCGUUUUGAAGACACAGUACGUAAAGGUUUUUUUCGUUAACAGAGAAGGUGGUCAUUUCAGCGUGUUGCACUUAAUUUUUUGAGACUAGCCAAGAAAUCAUUGAUCAUUAUUGGUGUACAGCUUUUAGAAUGGAAGUCACAAACUUUCAAUUUGUAAGCCAAAGUUAUGUCAUAUAUUGACUUCAAGUGCAUUAAAGCACCAUAGUUAUCUUAAAUUUGAAGUCAAAUUGGAAGUGAAGUAUUUGUAGGCCUGUGAUCAAUAAGAGGAUCUGAAUUGAGUUAACCAACUAGCAAAAAAGGGAGACAAAUACAACUGACUACCAACAAAAUGCAAAAAACAAUUACCCUGUAGUGACAAGUUUAUAUAAACCCACAACUGACGUGUUGCAACAUUAUCCAUAUUCAUAAGAUUCAGUUAAUUAUAGAAUUUCCUGUCAUUAAGCUUACUUAUGGCUUGGAAGGAGCACAGGCUCAUUUCCAGAACAGCAUCCGCUGCUUCUCAUGUAUUACCAGAUAAAUGUAAAUAAUUAACAUGCAUUUUUAAUUAUUAACUGAGAUUUGCUGACUACCGACAAAGAUUGAAAAUUUUAACUAACUACUGACAGAGUAAUUAAAUUCUAACAGGGCUCAUUUGCAGAACAGCAUCUCAUACUCAAGCCUAUAACCCAACAAAAUGAAUAAUUAGCAUGGAUUUUUAUCAUUAACUGAGAUUUGCUGUUUACCGACAAAAAUAAAAAAAUAAAACUAACUACUGAAAAAAUGAUAACAUUCUAACUGGGCUAUUUUUUCUGAACAGCUUCUGGUCCUUAAGCUCAUUUAUCCAACAAAUAUGAGUAAUUAACUUGCAUUUUUAAUCAUUAACUGAUAUUUACCGACCACCGACAAAGAUCAAAAGUUUAAAGCAAGUUCCGACAAAGUAAUAACGCUCUAACGAACAACCAACAUGAAGACCUGCCCAUUGAGACUCUCCUUUAACCCUUUCACCCCUAAGACCUAAAUAGCAAUUCUCCUUAUUAUUUACCGUUCAGUACUUAUAAUUUAUAUAUAAGAAUUUGGAAGUCAAUCAAACAAUACCCUGUAGAUGAUGAUUGUUUCACUUCUCAUCACUUCUUUGCAUGAAAAAUAUAUGGAUUUUUUUGAUAGUCAAAUUAAGGGGAAAAUGAUUUUCCUGAAUUUUCAUUUUUCUAGCAUAGUCUAUUGCAAACAGUACAGAAAUAAGAAUUUUCUCUCUUAAAAUAGCCCUCAUCCAGUUAAUUUAAGUAACUUUAACCCAUUUAAAUUGUGAGAGUUACCAGCUCCUAAUUUCUCAUUACAUUAUACUGCUGAAUCAUUCAGUAAGAUCAUGAGAAUGAUGGAAAUGAUUGCCAACCUAAGAGGCUCUGAUUGUUGCUCAAAUGUAAAUAAAUUCUCUCUGUCAGUACCACAGGGAGUGCAUAGAGAGGAGUAUGGAGAAAGUGCAUACUGGUGUACUAACAUCAACUACAACCAGUUUUCACACAGUUUGAAUAAUUAUGCUCAGGGAUAGUUAUUACUCCAACAUUUCAUUGUUUUAAUUGCACAACAGGAAGAUUAAGCCUUACAAUGUACCUUGGAUGUAGACAGACUUUAACAUCUUUCAUAAUCAUUUCCUAUGUAGGAGAAGCUAAGUUCCUUCAAUGUAAGUUUUGUCCUGAGGUGGAGAAGCUGUUUAUCACAAAUGGAAAUGUAUCUGGACUCAGAAAGGAUCUUAAUGGCGUCUUGCUGCUGGACAGCAUUUUACAGCCUCCUUUCAAAGGUCCUUGCAUGGAACCAGUUGUGUUUGAAUUGACUCUCUCAGAUGUAAGUAUUAAGUAAAAGGUACAGAAUAUUUAGCAAACAGGACUUGGAAUAGAUUGUGAAAUGUUUCAGCCUAUGAUGGGAUCAGUUUGGUUGUUUUCUGGAAGGAACUUAAAACUGAUGGUUUCUUUCCCCACCCAGAAGAAAGGGUUGGAGAAGGGGUGCUGGGAAUGGAAGAUUUAGAUAACUCUUAGUCUCUUUUACCAUUUGACCUCCCCUAAGAUUGAUUAGUAUCUAAUUUCUCCUGACAAGAUCACUCCUGAAUCAAACAUUGAGGUCACAAGAAAAAGGGAAAUGGUCACUGAUAAAAAAAAGCCCUUGAUUGCUACACAAAUUUUACUUGUCAGCACCUUACAAACAGUAUGAAGAAUAUACAUAGUGAUGUUAAGGUGGAAAGGGUCAUGCUACAGUGUGGAAUGAGCACUGGCAGUUGAGUUGUGGUUACCUUUUCAUAAGGCCAGCACACAAUACAUUGUACAUUUGAAAUUACUGGUCAUGGUAGAAAUGACGACCUUGAAAUUCAAUAUAGAAGGAGAGGAGUCAGUUUACCUCCUCUAUUUACAUUCAUGAUAAUGUACAUGACUACUGGAGAAUAGGUGCAGUUGUAAGUUUACAUGUACAUGUACAUGCAGGAAAGAAGCAAAUUUAUGGUAUUGUCAACUAUUUGCAUGAUCAAGCACAAACUGAAGAACGAGUUAAGAAGAAAAGUAGAAAAUAACAUUCAUUCUAUCACACAAUUUGCCUUCUAAAAUGUGAAAUGAAUGAUGAAAGGGUUAAACUGGUGGUAAAAUAUUUUUAAUUCUAAAUGUGAUUGCUUUUUCAGGCUAUGCAGUUACUAUCAGCUAUAGAAUUGUGUCUUUCAUCUGGAGAGGAUGAUUCGAAUAUGAAGAAUAUAAACACUGUGCAAUCUUUGCUUAAAGAGGAAGUAGACAAGGCUCAGUCCCUGUUAGGCUCAAGUCAUGAUAAAGCAAUUAAGGUAAGCAUGUGCUGCAGUGAGUACUAAGUUAUGGUUAAACCUGUGACUGACAGUCACAGGUUUAACCUGAGAGGAUCAAUCAACAUGUCAUUUCUCCUCAGAGAAUCAAUACAGUAUCGAGUUAACACUUAUGAGAAUUUAUCAACAGUGAUCUCUGCCUGAUGCAACAAAGAUUGUAUUAUUGUGUAAUCAUCUCUUUGGAAUAGAUUUUUUUCUGGAAACCAGCCAUUAGGCUACAAUUUAUUUUUCCUUUUUUCAAAAUAUUUCAAGUGCUAGGAACAAACUUUUGAAUGAUUUCUGUUGAAACUUGAAGUGAAUGUCACCUAUGAGCAUAACUAUUCAAGAUUAUUAAUUUUUUUUUUGUUUUGUUUAUAAACUUCAAAAAAGUAUCUCUCCAAUAGGUGUUGAUUAUUGUUCACUCAGGGGAGAGCUUGUUAAGAGGAAGUUGAUGACACUGUUAUAAACUUGAGUUCUAUAGGGUUGUCUUACUAGUUCUAUGUGAAUAUUGUUAAAUAAUCUUUGAGUUGGGUUCAUGUAGUUCUCUAACAGUAUUAUUUUUAUUUUCUAGUGGUGUACUUGCCAGUUGAAGUAUGCUUGUAGUGCACUGGAGAAAGUGUUUGCUGAUUUGAUCACUUAUCUUCAGAGAAGCCAUAAAAAUCAUGCUGCUCUCCCCAUUGUUGCUGCCAUGCAAUCAAGAACUAUGUACCUGCUUGACGUAGUCACCACCGAUAACAGACCAACCUCGCCAGGGAACAAAUUUCCGAUGUUUAUGGAGGCAGUGCGGAGAAAGACCUUUUCAUCAUGGCCUCAUAAAGAAUACAGGUAUUAACUGAUCUUUGCGCUUCUAGUGGGAUUUCUGUUCUUUAAUGGACACAAGAAAUGUCCUGAAGUUGUGAAGUGAAUUUGCAUCAGUAGACCCUUCUUUUCAUAUGCAUAGCUGAAAAUAAAACUGGAAUAUUUGUUGAAACAUUCCUGUUACCCUCCUUGGCUGUCAUUGUUGGUAAUGAAAAAAUUGGACCAUAGAACUGUUUUUACCUUAGUUGCAUCAACUCUCCCCCCCCCCCCCUGCCCCCUUCCCUUCACUUAAAUAAUGUCCAAGGUCUGCAAAAAUUAACUGAUGGAGAGUGAAACAAUAGGUACAACUGGACUUAAAAAUUUUGAGAAGUGUAUCUUUUUUUUUUUAAGAUUUUUCUCUUCAAGUUUUUUGAUCAGGUAAUUGGUAACAAUAUUUUGUUGAAGCUAAGCCCCUUCUGCAGCAGAUAAUUGGGAUGUAUUUUUACUUGUGAAAUGUAUUAGCAUGACAUAUCUCUGUCUUGUUUUAUUUUCUGUUUCUGUAACUUAUUAGAUGGAUUUUUUUUUUUACAAGGUGGGCAUAUCCAGAAGCCAUGGCAAAAGCUGGUUUCUACCACCAGGUAAGUUUUGGACCAAAUUACGUGUAUAGGGGCACUCCUCGCAGCUACACUACUUGUUUUUGCUUGGAAAUGUUGAGCAAACAUUUCUUUGAUUCAUAAAUGAAUUGCAUAACUGAGAGCUGAUCAGAUUGCUAGGAUACUGGUGAUUUCAAAGUGGUUGAAAUAAAUUGCAAUCAAUUAUAGUGUGUCUAUACAUGUGUUUUACACAGCUCUCAUAAUUAUACAUUAUUUGGCUGAAUGUCUUUUUUUUCUAACUCAUUCAGCCUAGUAACCGUGGUGAUGACAGAGCUCUAUGUUUUACUUGCAAUGUGUGUCUGGUGUGUUGGGAACCAACAGACGAACCCUGGUAAGAUAAUAUCACAGUACAAUACUUCACCAUUAAAUCACAGACUCAUUAUGGUGAGCUAUGCUCUUACUACUUUUAGGUUCAUAUGAAACACAUGUGCUGCAUGUUGCUAGGGCCAGCAAUAUCUAAAAGAGUUACAUGUAUAUGCAUAAAUACAAUGAGAAAGAUACUAAUUUUUUCUCUGCUUUUGUUUAUUUUAUUUUUUAGGGCAGAGCAUGAACGGCAUUGUCCAGAGUGUUCAUUUGUGAGGGGAAAUAAUACCAUAAAUGUCCCUAUGUCAGGUUAGCGAUGACGGCUUUAGCAUGAAGAUAUGUUAAUAUUCUCUGGAGGGUGUAGAGAUCCAACAGUUUUAGUUUAUCUAUGUAUACAACAUAAAGAUUGUUGAAUGAUCCCUGAAGAAAAAUCAAGGAUAUUAAUUUGUAUUGGAUCAACUAAUAAUCCCUUAAUUUAUAUUUUUGUAUUUUUUGUCAUCAUUUGCCUGCUUGAUUUUGUUUACAUAAUGAAAAGAGAAAUUAUGCCAUGGUCACUCAUGGGAGUUAAAGCAUUAAGACAGUUCUGUUUCAGAAUAUGGUAAUGACCAUAAGACUUUUUAAACAGGCUUGAAGAAUUUUUGAGCAAGGAAAACUUCAACCACAACUGUUCAUCUUCACUUGUUCAUGUCCAUGGUUAUAGUUGUUGACUUUUGAGUUAUAUUUUGCAGUUUCAUUGGCCACUGCUCCUGCCUGUACCCAUGAAUCAGUUCAAAUUCAAGUGAGUUCUCAAGUUGCAAACAAUAGUUAAACAAAUUCUUCAUGUCCCUUUAUCCCUUUCAAGAUGAACCCUACUUAAUGUUUGAGUGAAAUCAAGAGUUACUGUUUGUGAUAUGUGUAACUGGAGUUCAUGAAGUAGAAGUGGGAGGGAGGGAGGGAGGAGAGGGGCAGCUUGGCUGAGGGGCUAAGGACACUUGAUUUGAAAUCUAGGUUUUAUGGUCAAAGUCUCCCCUCUGGAACUCUAUUGAAUUUUUUUUCCUCAUUAGCCCAGAGUUAACUUCUCCUCUGAACAAUUAUGAUAUGGACAGGUUUGCCCAACACUAGCUGGAAUUCUUAAAAAUAUUUGUUAUGUACCUUUUUUUUUUUGUUUUUUUUUUGUUUUUUUCUUUUGGUGUAUUUAUUUUGCUCCCAAUUAGUAUAUACAUGUAGGUGCUGUACCAAUUUAAAAUGCUGUUCACAAGAGAUAAUUAUAUCAAUAUUUAAUUAAAUUUGUUUUUUUAUUUAUUUGUUUGUUUGUUUGUUUAUUUAUUUGUUUAGUUAUUUAAUAUUUAAUUUGUAUUACUUUGCUAGUUCAUCAGUGAAAGCUCGUGUUCACACUUCAUGGCAACAUGUAGUGAAAAUGGACAUGUCAUCAUCUGGGACAUUCAAGAUGAACUGAAGGUAAUAAUAUUUAACUUAUCAAAUGUGAUACCCUGAAUGAAAUAAAUGAUUGUUGCUUGUCCACUUCAGGCCUCCUUUCCCACUUAAUCAUUACCUCCCAGAAUGGCCAGCAUCUAAUUUUUCCUUUCAAUAUCACCCCUGCAUCAAACAUUUAGGUCACUAGAAUAAAGGAAGUUAUUACUAACUAAAGAAGCUCUUGAUUGCUUAAACAAAUUGUCCUUGUCAGCAGGAAUGAAGGCAAGUGAGGUUUUGGUACAUUGCAUGCAAGCAGCCAGGUUGCUAGCAAGUUUCAGAAUGACGGGAUCCAAAAGUGGAGCUACAGCACAUUUGAAAAAAACAUUUUGAACUGUUGAGUUCUUCUUGAGAGGUUCAGAAUGUAUUUAUCAUCACAAUUUCAUACAUACUUUUGAAUGGCAUCCAUAAAAAUUGUGUGGGUUUUUCAAGGACACCUUUCCUUUAAGGGCUGGCUUAAAAGAAAGCACAGGCUGUCAAUUUGACUUGUAAAAUCCUGGAGAAACUUUCCCUAUGAUUUAAUAUGGUUUGACAAUGGAAGUCAAAAGAUAUCAGCGUUGCUCAUGUUUUUUUAUGUUUUUUGUUUUUUGUUUUUUUUUCACAGAUCCAUACUGAGUUUCAAGUAAGUCUACCUGAUGAUGUUGAAGAAACUCCAGAAGGAGAUUUGCCAUCUGAACACUUUUGCCCUCCUACAAGCUUUGUGGCUUGGGCUGAGCCUGACUAUGAAGACAUGGAAGGUAUCAGUAGUGAGCCAGAGAAAGAUUCCAAAACUGCAGGUGAUCCACCAGAGAGCAAGGCAGCUGAACUGUCAAAAGAGGAAGCAUCAUACCAUAAGAAUCCAAAUGAAGACUGCAACAGUGGACAAGGUCUUUAUCUUGAAUUUGUGUAAUGUUAUUUAUCUCUGUCAUGUUAGUUCUUAAUCAUAUACCGUAACUUAGAGUCAUUGGUUUAUUCACCAGUGGUAAAUCUCUUAUUUCUGCAUAAUAACUAAGUGUUCAGUAUUUUAGUGAAAAUAAGGUUUUAGUGGAAGAUUUGGUGGAAUGGUGGUAAACACUGGUCAGAGGGACCAGUAAGACCAUGAGUUCUGGCUUUGUCACUGUGUUGUGUGGUUAAAAUGAUCCUCUUUCACAGAGUUUCUCUCCUCCAAGGAGAUUAUAUCUUAACCAUAAUUAGAUCAGGGUCAUUUGAUAAUUUGUUAGGGAGGACUUGCAAGGGACAAGAAUCAUGUUUAGAAAAAGAAGUAAUACUUGGCUCCUAAGCCUCUAGAAGAUAAAGCCAAAAAGUUGCUCUUCCCUUUCACUCCCAAGUGGGACCUGGAACUAAUUUCUCCUUACAAUAUCACUGUACACUAUAAAUAACAAUAUCAACUAGUGGAUUAUUACACGGGAAAUGUGUAGGCAGGUAGGAAGGAGAAUUAUUGUUUAGAAAGAUCUUGGGAGUGAAAGAGUUAGGUUAAUAAAUGAUCAGGCACUGUUUGUAUAUGACAUGCUCAUAAACACACCAUAAACGGUUUGUUAUUGUUAUUUGCAGAUGAAAAGAAGAGUGCUGGCUGUCACUCUGAAACUAUUGAAGAAGAAACUAAAAAAGAAAAGUUAGUUGUCUGUACUGUGUCUAUCAUUUGUUCUUGUGGAAAAGAUCCUACAAACUCUACUAGUCAGAGCUGUCAAUCAUUUGCGCACACUGCUACAUUACUUGUUGCAAUUCUUAUGCAAAAGAAUUUUACUGGUGAUCUUACCAAAUCAGAGGACAAAGGUGAUGUUGGUUGCAGUGCAGGUCAGCUUUGUCCAUACAUUUUGGUUUAUGAUAUUGUUACAAAUUCAGGAAACAAAUUGGAGGAAUCCACAACAAAGCAGGCUUUCAGUGUUGAAAGUUGUAUUGAUUUAGACAAGGAUAUGCUGAUGCAAGACCCUUAUGGAUUGUCUGGGAGUGACGAUGAGUUUUUAUAUGAUGAGCUGCCUCUUGGCCAGCCGCCACCUCCUGUUCUUCCUCCCGAUACACUUCACUCAUCUGUGUUGCAGAAGUUUGCUGAGGCUAUAACUGGUGAUUUGGGGGCAGAUCCAGGAAAGACUAAGAAAUCAAAAGAAGAAAGAAAUAGAUGUGCUAAACUUGUUCAGAAUGUUGAUAUGUCAAAAGUUUGUGACAAUCGUUGUUGUAAGGUGUCCAGCAUAGUCCCUUUUGGGGAUAGUGAACAUAUUUUGGUUACUGUCGUGUUAUGCUCUUCCUCUGGAAACAUAAUAACAGCAUAUCCAAAUGAAACAAGGACAAACUCCUCAGCUGGAACAGAAGAAAAUUUUGUGGAAGGGACCCGUCCUAAAACUCUAAACUGUGAGCACAAUUUUACUCAAAGCACACUGGCAGUGUAUGAUAUACUCAGCAGUAAUAAUAAAAGAACGUUGUCUCCUCAGCCUUUAAGAACAAAACAAUUUGCGGCUUCAGAAGGUCUGUUUAGUACUAUAGUGGCUCUUCCACCAGAGAGCCAUGACCUCAUAGGUGACUUGAAUCUAUGCUUACAAGAUGCAGAAGCAGAGUUGUCUCCAGAGAGACCUCUUUUGGUUGGUGCUGUGAAGAGCAGUGUCAUCCUCAUUGAUGCAAACUCUCUUAAUAUACUCACCAAGUUUUCAUUAUCCAAUGGAAACUCAAACAUAUUGCAUGUCUUGAACUGUCCUGGGAUGGAUUGCCUUUGUGCAUGCAACGAGGAUGGAGCAAUGCAUUUCCUAGGUUUGCGUCGCCAUAAGGCUGUGGAAGCAAGUCAAGGAAGUGUGGGGCAGGACAGAACAGAUAGCAUAUCUCAGGUUCCCCCUGCAGGGUCUUGGUCACAGACAGGUGAUUAUAGCUAAGAAAUAAAAUCAUUGAAAUAUUAGACCUUAUUAGAUCAUUGGAUGAGAUGACAAUAUUGUCAAACUGGUUUUGACAAUUUAUUUGAAAUCUCAGUUAUAGUAAAAAUUAUUGCAGGGAACAAAGAAUCCUUUAGAAGAUACAAUUAUGUGGCUUUUUGCUUAGGGUUGGAGUGCCCAACUAGAAUCAAGGAUGCAUGACACAGAAAGAAUUAUAUGUGUCCUGUCUGUCUUCCAUGCUUUUCUGCCCUUUCAGAAUGUCAAAAUUGUUGCUUUUGUCGCAAACAGGUCUUUUUUUCUGCGGGAUUUUCUGAUUUUGUAAAUAACUAGCAGAAAAGUAAGCUUUUUCUGUGAAGUUGUUUUAAAUGUUAGUCCUAAAUGUGACACUGACCUUAGUACCCACCCUGUGUUUGAGCACACAGGAAAACUAAAAUCAAAUAAAACGCAACAACUAACCAAGGAGCCAUUGAGAUCUCAAAGUAAAAACAAGGAGACUUCCAAAUUCUUAUACUCAAUUUGCCAAGAAAUCUGUUGGAAAUAGAUUGGAGAAUUUGCUAAUCAGAUCUUAAGGUGUGUUAUGGUUAAGAGAGUUCCUCUACACACGAGUACAAGAACUGGAUCUUUGCAACACUUCUCUCCACAGAUGAAAUGUUCAUGAUAUUAUUUUUGGCUUGACUUCCUGUUAAGUAUUGAGAGUAUCUUUGUGUCAAAGUCGUAAAUAGGUCAUGCAUUAAAUUAUGUUACAAUGUGUUUGAUGGCUACUUUUGCAGCUGUUGCCCUUAAUCCAAAUGAGCCAGUCUCUAUGGCAACCCUGCUUUCAUUGGUUCAACUGACAGAGUUUGUGAUGCUGAUGCCACGUUUUAUGGCAUCUGUGCCGUCUUCAUGGGUGGAGUAUCAACAGGAUCAGCACCGGCUUUACCAGCACACCUUGGUAGAUCCUCUGUUACACACCAGGACAUGGAAAUUGCGAACAGAAAAUAGCAGGCAAGUUAUGUUUUACAUCAGGGGAACACAACCUAAUCAGAGGUGCCAUCUGGUGUCCUUUGUUGUAUCAUCAUCUACUGGGCUAUUGUACAUUACGCUAGCAUUUUCCAAUAAAUUUAGUGAAACAACAGCAUUAAGUAAUAUUCAAGCACUAUUAGUGGCAUUUUCUCGGAAAUGUUAUUCUAAUGUCAGGGCAUUGCCCUGAUACAGUGGAAUAGAAAGUGAGGGGAAAUCAGAAGCUAAUGCUAUGUCAGUCUAAGGUUAAUUGUGUGUAUUUAGUGUUAACAUUUUUCCUUCACUGUUUCAGGUUUUUGACCAAAGAACAAGUUGCAGAAAUUGUUCUCCCAAGAUAUUGCCACGUGGGCCAUGUAGACGUCAGAUUUUCCUUAAGCCCUAUGACCACCCAACCAGCUACCAACGUUUACCUGGUAAAACCGCCAUAUCCUAGCUCCUUUAAACUCAGUCACAGGAGUUAUCCACUGCCAUUACCAGAACGUCAGAAGAAAGGAAUACUAGCUUCGGCUCGAGAGCAAAACACUAUAGUGUGUGGUCCUGUGAGCCUUAAAAUGGGACUUGAUAGUACAGGGCGGCAUGGUCGUGUGACCCUUACGAGUCCAGAGCUGAUCAAAUACAGCAGCAGGAUUCUGUUGCUAGUGUUUGACAGUUGUGGUCCAGGUGAAGAUUUGGCUGAGUUAUCAGUAACAGUGGCGAGGUUCAAGAACAACUUCCCAGGGGAAUGUCACAAGUUGAGGACCAGUUUACUGGAAGACAGCAGCCAAAGACUGCUUGAUAUUGUUGUUGGAUGUGAGCCUGUCCAGGGAGCAGUUAAACCUGAUGAUGGAAGGAAGUUGGCUCUGGAGCUUCUCUGUUGGAUUGCUGGUGUCUAUGUUAACUGGAAGACUGGGUAAUUUCAUUUUUUGAACAACGGCAAUGCAUGUAUCAUGGCUAGAGAAAAGUCCAUUUGUGCAUGAUGUUAUUAAGUCUCACUGUAGCAUAGAUGAUUGGUCAAUUUGUUAGGCUUAGAAACUGUUUAUGAUGACCAAUUUACACUAUCAACUCAAUUGUUUAAAUCAGAUCAUCUAUUAGUAAUCCCUCCUCCAUUGAUGCAGUUCCUCAGUUUCUCUAGAAACUUACCGCCUUAACACAUACUGUAUGAACUACCUAUAAUUGUUAUCAACCUGUGGAAUGAAAACUUGUUACUUCGAGGACCUGUGUGCCUUAAUUUUGGCAAAUGGCAUUAUAGAAAUUCAGUACUGUAUUACCUGUUUAUUUGUAGGGUUUUGUUACUCACCAAUCACAAAGCAGGUAUUUAAUAAUAUUAGGACUGAAGGCUCAUAUAUGUUCUCGUGAUAUUUCUGCAGGGAGAGCAACUUGGUAUGGGAUGUGGAAAAUUAUCUUCCCAAGUUGAUUCGAACAUGUUACCUUAGUUGUGGACGUAGCAUUGCUCACAAGUGUAGCAGACUGUUGAUGAUGUGCGCCAGGUAUUUCACUUUAUACAGUAGAUCUGAGUGUCUUGAAGUUGUGGUUUCCUUCGUUGCAGUACACAAAUUAGGAAACCGCAAAUGCAUUUUUGUAAAAAGUCUGUCAGUGGUGAAGCCAAUUUGUAGCCCCUUACAUGUCAUCAAUUCAGUGGCCAACCUUCUUCGCAUGUACGAACGUUGUAAUACCUAAUUGGCUACAUUUUAUCAGGUUUUCCAUACAAUUUACUGGCACCUUUUACACUCUUGGGUGGGGUGAGAUGAGAUGAUCAUUGUUGUUGUUGUUAUUUGACAUUGACUGUUUCCCCUUUUCACUUCAUAGGAGAGCUGUGAACCAAAGGUCUCCCACUGAAUCCACGUCAUCCUUCAGAAGAUCUUUACUAAAUGCGAUCCUGGAUGUUUUGCAAAUAACUCCAUGCGCUGUUUCGUCUGGUGCAAUACACUGGCUGUUUAAAUUACUUGCUGGAUUUGCCGCCCAGGCUGAUUCCACCCUCACUAGUUUCGUUUGCCUGGAGUUGUUAGAGUUUUUAUCUUCCAAACUUACUUCUUCAAGACUGCGAGAGCAUCAGUUAUUGCGUGCGAGGUUGGAAAGUUUGUUUAUUGUAGAAGUUUAGCUCCCAUUCUCUUCACAUUUUGGUGGCAAAUGAUAAACGGAUACGCGUUUGUGAACGAUAAGCUUCAAAUAGAUCUUUAUAGGUUUUCUGCAAUUACACCCUGUAUAGUAUUUGCAGAACCCAAAACGAAAGAAGACGAAGAGAAGGCAAAGACAUCACAGACUUUGUGAAUGGGUUGUAGGAACAUCAUGGGCGAAAAUAAUAUGAAAUAUAAUUGAUAUCUGACUAUGAAAUAACUGAGAUACUCUGAGCGCCCUGAUAGGUCAAAAACCAUUUUUAUUCUUAUUGCAACGGUAAACCCCCGACUCUGUUUUAUAUAUGUGCUUUGCAUUCUUAAAAGUAAACAUUAGUUGUGAUUUUCAUCAGGUAUGGUCUGUAUGGCUCCCCAUUAGACCCUGUCCUGUUUGAUGCUUUGCCGCAAGCUUCUACCAGCCAGCAAAGUUCAUCAGUUGUUAAUGCUCUUAGUGGAGUGCCGCUGACCGUCAAGGCAUCAUCUUCCUCCGGAGGCUCCGAAUCCAAUUCAUGGAGCAGUGUGAAUUCACCGCUAGCUUGGCAAGGCCUCCUGGAAGUCCAGCCCCUUCAUUUUGUUUGCUGUUCCACCAGCGAUGGAGCCCGAGUGGAGAGGGGUGACAAUCACCUACUAUCUGGUGGUAGUCUGGGACCUUCAGGUACGCCGGUUCAUGUUCCGAUGAUGUCUAGUGGGAUGCCGACCGGAUCAGCUUUAGCGCCAACACUGCCAACUGUAUCAGCAUCUCUCGCUGCUUUGGAACAAGAGCUCCACAUGCUGAAGGUAUCUUGCCUCAGGAGAGAAAACACUUAGGUUUCUGAGAGCAUAUGACUAGCUUAAGGAUAAUGUUGUCUUUGAAAUACAUUCACAAUUAUAUUUAGAGAGUUUAGAGCUAUCGCUUCAAAGACAGCAUAAAAACCAUCAUGCCCUGCACAAGUCGCAUCCGGGCCCUUCUGUUUUCUUUACCGUGGAAAUAUUGAAUCUGUCUAAUUCGCACGCUAGAACGCUAAAACGUUCAUCACUUCAUCCAAUGGACCUUUUUUUUAUUUGACGGAGGGUAGUAUCAUUUUAUAAGUGUUUUUUUUUUUGCUGUAUUUUUUGUGCCAUGGGAACAUAUUUCUGCAUACUAUCUGCCUACUUAAAACCCACAAAAAAAAUUACCAGCUUUCUCUCUAUGACAGCUACAUAACCUUUUGACCUCUGAGGAUGACUAACAUCUUAUUUCUUCUUUCAAUAUCACUCCUGGAUAAGACAUUACGAUCACCAGAAUAAAGGAAGUGAUCCUCCAAUAAAGAAGCUCUUGAUUUUUUAACAAAUUCUCCUUAAUAGCACCUUAGGAAAUGUUUGGAGAACAGUAUGGAGAACAUGCAUACUUAUGUCAGGAUGUAUGGGGGAUUACCCUGUUUUUGAAAUUUUGUAGUAUUACUUAUUAGCUCCCAAGACUGUAAGCACAAGAUUCCUAACUGGCUUGAAAAGAGACCUUGUUAAAGGUUUGAUGUCACAGAUCUCCAUCGCGUCGAGUCAUGAGUAAUGUCUGUUUAUCAAGCUGACAUCUUUCUAACGUUGAACACUGGAACUGUUCGUAACAGUUGUUUGAAUGCUUCCAACGUUUGGCCUAUUUGGUCAUUUUUUACACGAACCAAAAACUGACUCCCUUUUAUUCAUUUCCUGUAAAAAAAAUUGUCUGUGUUUUUUAUUUGUGUGUGUCGUGCAGCAACACCAGCUACAGCUAGUAAGCCUACAACAACACAAAAAGCAAUUAGAAAAACACAAGAAGGAACUUGAAGAUAUGUCCAUGUGGCCUCUGUUUCCAAAGACCGUAUACAAACCUGGUAAUGUAUGGUCAGCUCCACCAAGUGCUCCCGCAUUUCAGCCAACCACAGCUCCCUUGACUUCCACCAGUGCUCCUAUCAACUUGGCACAGCACAAGAAACAAGCAGCGGGUGCAAAGAAGAUUGAGAGGGCAAGUGGUGGCCCUGUGUCCCAGCCUAUCCAACAACACCUAAUGCAGGUAGGAUUGGUGGAUUGCUGCUAGUACUUAAGUGCUAAAGCAAAGAGAAAAUCCUGCAAACUGGAGCCUAUCCUAGUCUCACCUUUCAUUACUAUCAAGGGACACCCGCUGUUGGAAUGUACGCACUGAAUGGUGCAUAAACAUAUUUCUUGUCAAAUUCAUGUCUUGAAUUAUCAUCCAGGAGUGUUGUCAAACAUUGUCCAUGAGUAGAUCAUGAACUUCAAUGAGAACUCGGACAAUCCGAUUGCACCGUGCAAAGAUACUACUACGUGGGUGAAGAAUUUUUUCGCAUAGACUUCAUAAGCAGAGAAAAUCACCAUCAAGGGGUUUUGGGAAGGGAGGAUUGGUUGGAAGGAAGCGUUAAAAUGGUAAGGAAAGACCAAGAAAUUAAAGACAAUGGCGAAGAACAGCAAUAAUUGACUCCAAUUUCAAAUGGCCAACUUCAAGAAUUGCCAGUUUAGCCUGUUUACCCUGUAACUCGUAAGAGUUACUAAUAUCUUUUUUUUCCUCUCAGUAUCAGUGUGACAUCAAACAGUAGUCAAGUAAAUAGUGCAAGUAAAGGAAAUGACUGCCAAGCAAAAGAGCCCUUGAUCGUUCAACAUCUUCUCCUUUUGAAUACUAUAAGAAAUGAAGAGAACAGUAUGGAGAAUGUGCACUUUAAUGGUAGGAUGUAGAGGGUUCACAGUACAUGUUAUUGUUUUUCCCUCAAAGCUCCCGCAGCCACAGAUGUUGGUGAUCGACCGUCUCCACGCAGGAGCCCGUCAUCAUGUUGUUUUGGACUUUGGCUGUGUUGUCCAGCUGACAGAUGUGUUGAUUCCUCAGUGCUCAGACAUCAUGUCACUUUCCAUUGAUCUGUGGAGUCAAUGGGAUGACCCAGAUGUACAGCGGAUAGCUGUGGUGUCAGACAUCAACCUUUGUGCUUUUGUUCUCAAAGAUCUUUUGCCUCCUCCAGUGUGCCGCUAUGUUAAGGUGAGAUGAUUGAACAUCGUUGCGUAUGGUGAAAUAUUACUUCGUUUACUCACGAGUUAAAUUAUUCAAUGUGAAAUCCCAGCCAAUUCCGCGCACAGAGCUGCAACUUCUGUAUUUACUCGAUCACAAGCCGAGAUAUUCGUUGAAUAUUUUGCCUAUCGGGUGCCCCGCUUGUUUGAGCGCAGCGCUCAAAUUGAAAGAAAGAACCUUUUAUCUCUAUAAGUGAUAAGAAGAAAGUAGUAACAGACCCGUUCAAAAUAUCCUAUCUCUCAUUUUUGUUGGUUAAGUGGGCUUGCCCCGUGCACGCACUUGCUUUAUAUUUGCCAUAUCAAACUGAAAAACAUGCACAUUUGUCAAACCGGCUUUUUCAGGCAAAGUUGCACCAAACUUUUGUUUGAGUUGUAUUCUUCGAAUAAGCCCUCAUCUGGGAACAAAUGGAGGAUACCUCCUCGCUUGGAGGUAGCUUUUACCUCACAUACGGCGCUUUUUUUUUUACACAAAAAUCUGCUGCAGCAAACUGAAUUAGUUUGGCUUCACAUAACGAAAAAUUUACUCAUCAGUCUAUUACGCCACUUUUUUUCUUGUUCCAGUGGGACUCGUUCAGAAAAUCAUCUAGUAAUGGCUGAUAACAUUGAGGAGAAAAUAUUUUCACAAAUCUUAGACCUUUUUUUGUAAUCGAGGCAUAAUUAUUGGUGUAUUUGCGCCAGAAACAAAAUUGCAAUCGAGUUGGAACUUUAUAUGACCUCGAUUAUCUCUUAAAUAUUCUAAAAGAGGAAUUCUCUGGCAGAUUUUACUAAUAUUGAUAACAUUCAUAUUAUUUUCUUUAUUUAGCUAACUGUAGUUGGAAGGCCUAAGACAAAUGCAAAGGCACGUGUGAAGGUUGGAGAAUUCUAUGGUCAUCCACUUUGUCGUCAGACAACCAUCAGUGGGGAAAGUCAGCUUCUUGCUACAAGCUGCCAAGACCAGCAGUGUUUACCAAUACUACUCAACCUCCUAGAAGACAUCCACUGUCAUUACAACUUGGCGUGCACACAACUGCGGACCCUGCUGCAGUCCUCUGAACCUCGAACUCCGAGGCCAGACGGAUCUGGAGCUGGUGCAUCUCUCACCGAAGAAGACAAGAAAGUAGAGAAAGCUUACAACCAGUGCCUUAACCUGCAGCACCAACUUAACCUGGUGGAAAGGUCUAUUACUAGACUGACGUCUAACACGGAAAGCAAUAGAACAAUUCCGUCUCUUGAUGAAGCCAAAUACGAUCAUUUGCAGGUCAUCUGCAACUGUUUAAUAGACACAGUGGUGGCAUUAAUGGGUGUUGGUCCUUCAUUAGAGGGUUACCUUGCUAAACCCAAACUAACGCUUGAGUGGCAGCCCUCUCUAAGCCAAGUGACUCCUACCAUGUGUGAAAGCCUGUUUCGUAACCUCUGUGUUCAUGGUUCUCCUCAAAAACGUGAAAGGGUUGGCGCUCUACUCUUGAAUGCUUGUGGUAGUAAGCCAUGGUGGGGCGAAUUUUUGUCCAAUGUUCUGAAAGAGUUUUUUAGUUCCAGCCAGAAGUGCACGUUUCCCCAAGAAAGGUGAGAACCAUUGUUUGAAAGAGUUAUAAGUUCAUUCUCUGUAGGAAAUCACAUCGCAGGUUUUCCUUGAAUUGAGUUAUCGUUGUAGAGAUACUCCUGGUUAUAUUUUUAAAAUUUUUUGUAUGCUAACAAAAAGUAGCAUGUAAAAAACUAUUACUCGAAGGAAGUCGUCAUGACCGUACAUAUUUGGUUGAAAAUAUGUCUUGGUUAAACAUUGAAUUUUCUUAACUGAUAUGUAUGGUUCAAUGUAGUGGUUAUGAGAGGGAAAUAGUUCCCAGGUCUCUACAGUUUAAGAAUUAGGUAAUUGUCGUAUGUCAUGGUCGUGGGGCUUUACCUUAUCGAUCUUCCUUAUCUCCCUACGAUCAAUGGUCAAUCAUAGACUCAUACCUUUUGAUGAUUUUGCAUAAUCAGACUGUUUGCAGUAUUAGUGCGCUUGAGUCAGCAGUCCCCUUCAAUUGAACUGGUGCUCACAAGUUUUCUGAGCCUGUUAGAUGGACUGCUCCUCGUGAAGGACCUCAAAGUGGACCUGGAGUCUGCAGACCUGACAUUAAUCAGUUGGUUGUUACUCCUCUUGCAACAUGUUCUGGAUACUUGUAUAGUCCAGUCUGAUACAACUGCUUCUACUAACGGUUAGUUCCUCUCACACUGUAAUGUAACAGUUUGUGCAGUGGCUAUAGAAGGGUAAGUCCGACCAUAAUCUUGGGUGUCAUUUCAGGUUUAACAGUAACACUUCUUACUCCUUAUAAACCUGAAUUGGUUAUGAAGUUGACUGUUUUACUUCUUUGCGUCAGAAAAUGGGGAAAACUCCAAAGGGUCGAAUGGUAAAAACAGCGGUACCUCCUCUCCGAUUACUGGCAAAACCAAGUUAUCCAAGUCCACAAAGAGUAACAAAUCUUGCAAGCGAAGCAGAUGGGACUUCAUGCUUCCAACUAUACCGACUCUACCAUCAAGUGCAAGCAGUGAAAGCAGUAGUUACUGGCACAGACACCUCAAGAUGAGCAAGGGGACUUUGGCAAAGAAACCUCAGAUGGACUACACACAGGGGUUAACGAAGGGGAAUGGAAAGCAACCUUAUAAGGUAAUGGUGAUCCAAAUUGGUAUCCUGUCUCAAAUAGCUUUAAAAAAUAUCAAAUACCUUUGAUAGCUGUGGAUGAACGCUUUUUUCUUAAUUUGUUCGUCAGCACAUGAAGGACUUGUCCAAACUCCGUCGCCAUGUUGAUGAAGGAAAACCUCAACCUGAAAAGACAGCUUCCCAGCCAACAACAUUUUCCACAAGCACCCCUCUGCCAGCGGUCACAACACUUCCUGUCAUGCGCAAGAUGGUCAGCUUUAUUCUGAGUAUGGAUUCCUCGUGUAGUGUGGAAUUGUUCUUGGUGGCAUGCAAGGUGAGGUAGACCUAGAGUCUGAGUACUAGUGGGUCAUACUUCGAACUUUCAUGUGAAAUAGAAAAAGGGUCGAGUUAUCGAGAAUUUGGAACAAAUUAUUGGAAGCAAAGAGAAAUAAAGAGUUUUCUAUACGCCCCUAUUUUUUAAAGAAAUUAAAUUUAAGUACAGUACAUAGCCCGGUCGAACGAAAAUUGAAAUUUGAGGUAGGAUCCAAUCAGCAUACGUAGCAAUGAACUCCUAAACCAGCGAAACCUGAAUUGGACCGAUAAAUUUUGUACAAUGCCAAAAGGAGGCGAAAAUUACUCAGCUGCUUCAAAAUAAAUAAUUCAAUAAAUGUUUGAGCUCCAGAGGAUAAACCUACAUACAUCUAACGAAGAGUGGUUUGAGUUACCGAGAAUAACUCUGUCACGGAAAUCACACAGACAUCAAGUUUGGUUCGAGUUCAUUAAUAAAGGGAGGCACCUUGGAACAUAGCCAAUCAGUUCACAGGAUUUUGCACCUUAAAAGAUGGCAAUUUUGUUUUUCAAUGUCCAAUACAUGUUACAAAAUUCUUGUAGAAGUUACCUGUAAAUGUAAGUAUGGCUCAAUAAACCAGACAUGGCAGCAUGAGGUCAAUAAACCACAAAUUGUGACCCUUUUUUUUGUCCUCAGCAGGGUAGAGGUAUGGUGGUAUUUUGUGUCAAGCUCUUUUUAAGACGUUGGUGUCAAGGCACAUCCUUGCCCCAAAGUGUUUUAACUGCCCCCAGCCCCGUUUGGUCUCACAGCCUCAACUAUUUUUUAUCUUUUAGGUUGUAGCUCAUCUGGCGUGUGUAAGUGACCCAUUCAUCAGCCUUGUGGAUGUCAUCUCAGACGAUCAGCUGGAGAAGCUGCUCCGGAUGUGUGUGAUGCCAAAUGGGAUGCAAUCAGCUCACUGGGGAGGCCCAUGGACAUCUCAUGCACUCACUAUUUUGUUACAGGAUCUACUUGGUAAGGCCUAUCAAUGUAGUUUCAAACCACGUUUGGCUGUGAUACCAAACUUUCGAUGUGUCUGGACACGAGUUGGUAAACUGGGUCGAGUUAGCCUCUCAGGCCGGUCCACGUUACAACCAGCUUGCUUGGGUUCUCGGUGUGUUAGUUAUAUUUGAUCAAAUGAAGGAAAUAGCUUUAUCUUAGUGGCCUUGUAUGUAACACCUCUGUGCUGAUUGGAGACACUGAAGGUGCUCAAAAAAAGGGGAUUUACAAGUCGCUAGGGAUGUAGUUAAGUGAGGACGACUAGAAAAAAAACUACAAAUAAAUGGCGACGUGAGUGAUUUAAUUCAAGAAUCUACAGAUUUGAAGUGGAGCGCCCGCAAUCAUUGUGGCAGAGUUCCUCCGCAAGGAUAUAAAUUAUUUGUUUGCAGUUGUGGCUGGCAGCUCUGCCACUCAAGACACCUGCAUUCUUGUCACAGGUAUUGUAUUUUAUAGUAGUUUUUUUUAUCUUGGUAGGUGGACAGGGAAGUAAAGUUAGUGAUGCUUCAAGAAAUGUAACCGCUCAGACUUCUGCAGCUCAAGAAAAUGACACAGAAAGUUCGCUCUUGUCAAAAGUGACUGAUUAUGAGAAGAAAGGCUCCUUGCUGACCAUGGAUUACGGUGAUAUAUGUCCAAGUUAUGACUUGCCUAUUGAGCUGUCAGGCUGGAUGGGAGAUUUUGGUGAGAUUGGUAAUGGUAGCGAAAUGCCGCAAGCAACACCAGUCCAUGAGAAACCAUCGGUGCAAUCUUCAUGGGAGGCUAAAGUUGCUCCACCUCCCCCAGUCAAACUGUCAUCUGCCAUUGAUAUGAGACUCGAGCUUUGUCUCGAGAUGGAAGCAGAACGAGAUCUUAAAAUGUUGGAGCACCUUCAAGUAGAUGCGAUCGCUAAAGCACUGAGUACCACAGGAUCUUCAUUCAGGGGAACUACUGAACAAUCACGCAAGAAGAUUCCCAAGAAUGGCAACAGUGCUGUGGUAGGAAGGACUCUACUAACAUCAUUUAGUAAAAUAUUCAAUGACUGCGCCAGUGCGGAUGUGGAUGUUCCUUCUCUUCUGCAGUUGUGGCUGAAGAUUCGAUUGUGCGCUUCCAGUAUAACUCUGGAUACAGAAUCUCUGAGCAAGCUACUCUCGCACGUGAUACAUCUUUCAGGGUCGCCUUCUCAAACGCUACAGCUUUGUCUGCAAGUCCUUACAUGUGUGUCUGACGGACAAUUUCGGAACUGUGCUAAUAUUGAAUUCAUUGCUUUUCUAAGAAACGAAGACCUUCUACAUUUUUUAGUAAGACUCUUAUCUCAGAUGCCGUCAUUUGGAGGAGCGAACCCUCUUCCACCCAGUCCGAAGCCAGUGAAGGCAUUUCUGACGUCGUUGCAGUUGGCUGUCAAUAGUCACAACAGAGCGGAGCUUUCCCAGAUUUUCCUUGAACUGUUGCUGAAGACAACGCUUGAGCUGUGUACAGAAAGGUGUUUUACUUUUGUCUAGAAAACUUCAUAUGAUUGGGUAGUCCUUAAAAAGUGUAAUUGGUUUCCUGAAGAUCUAGGACCUGGUAUUUUAGUUAGUUUGUUUUGUUCGUGGGCACGGUUAUUGCCAUAGUCUUAUUUACUUAAAUCAAGAAAUGGGAUAUAGGAAUGAAUUGAUUAUGUGAGACCCUAGAGCAGUUGAACUGGUUGAACACCACUUAGCAGCACAAUUAGUGUCUGAAAUUAAAAAUUUCAGCGCACGGCUUAAAGCUGUUCAUCGUAUCACAGAUGUAAGGACAUGUUUGCUUGAUAUUGUUGCGUAAAAAACAAAACAAAGACAAACAGACAGACACAAACAAAAGUAAAGCGGAACAGUGCAAUAAUUCUAAACAUGUUGUAAACGGGAACCGACUAAAGUGCUUUAAUUUAUUACAGGCUUUCCAACAGAGGAGUAGUCCUUCAAGUAGAUCCAGUUAUCGAUAUCUUAUUGUCAAACCCAAACACUACGUUGCGUGAGGUGCAACCUGAAGUUUUCUCAAGACUAGUGAAAGCGACCGGAGAGCUUGCUUUGGAUCAUCUUGCCCACAGGAGAAGUGUGAGUCUUCUUCCAUCUGCGGAUGUCCUCAGCGGAGCUACUGUGGAUAAACUGGAUGAUAGUACAUGGCUUGUUCAGCUGCUUAGUUUAGUGAUUCAGAUGUUACAGAACUGUGUUGUGAAACCACUUGACAAUGAUUCAAGUCAGACAUCAAUAGACACUUGUCAUGGAAAGGAGUCGGAUGAUAUUCAAGGUGUAACCAGCAAUUCAACUGGUGGCUCUUCAGUGUCUUUCAAUUUAAUAGAUAAACUGGUGUCCGACAAAGGGAUCUUCCACUGCUUGUUGGAUUGUCUAAAUCAGUGUACUACAGAUAAUCAAGGGGUGUCGGGUUCGACAUCUGUCUGUGAAGACAAGGUUUCUACCGAUGAGAAGACCUCAAACAAACCUGCCUCAGUUGAGGAUGGAGUGUGGCAAAUCUUGUGGGUGAUACAAAAACACGUUGGUGACCAAGGGGUCUUGGUCGAUGCAUUUCUGACCUUCCUGCAGACAUGCGAAAAAGAUGGUGUCGAGUCGUCUCCGGCGUCAAUGAAGCAUUUGUCUGUUCCCUUAGUAAAGCUGUUCUGUGGGACUUUCAACUCCUCUCAAGCUGUGAUGCAGUUUUAUGAAAAGGGUUAGUAUCUAAAGGCGUAAAUUAACCAUUUUUCUUAGCAUUUUUUGUCCACUUUUUCUUGGUAGGAAAACGUAAAAGGGUCAAGAGUAAGGAGCAAGGAUGGCGAAGACUGGGCAGGUUGAAAAAUUAGUCGAGGCUCCCUCAACAAGCGCAAAAUGACAUCAAGUGAUUAAGACGCUCAGUUUUAUUUUCAAAACUUCUGCGGUUAGACCAUGACGAACUCAAGAAAAAAUCAAAGGAAAAAAGAAAAUUGGUGCGAUACAUUUUUUUUGGAGAGAUUUCUUAUUAAAGACUAUUGGUCAUCUGGGCUAUUUUCAGUAAGAAAAGGAAUUCACUAGAAUUAUUCUUUUUCAAUUCGAUGCGUUGCUCUCGGCAGAGUUUCUCUUGCCUACUUAUAAUGUGUUUUGAUUUUUUUCCGUGUUAACAUCUCGUUAUCUGAACACGAAGUGGCGGUCAGAAUUCACGACGGUUUUGCAUACCUUUGACUGUGUCUCUGGUUUGCAUAUCUUUCAAGAAUUAUCUCUUACCCCCGAAUAUUCAGAUGACUCUAUUUUGAUUAGGAAAAGAUGCUCUUUUUCCUCAGGAAAUACUUCUAUAAAAAAUGCGCGUGAAUUUAAAAACGUCAUGAAUGUGAUAUCGCAUUGCCAUCUAUACAACGCAUGUACUGUCCUAUGUUUUGUAAAAAAAACUUUGGGUCUUUGGGUCUUUGAGUUGUUGUUCUGUAAAGUUGUUACACUUGUGAAGUGUAUUAUUUAUAAUCUCAGGUGGCCUCGACAUUGUGUGCAACGCUAUCAUGGCAGGACGAACAACAUCAUUGGACGGUUCGUCGCAUGGUCUUCUCUUUGUCAUGCAAGAACUGAACAGCAAGCCGAACAGGAGGGAACCAAGAGGGCUCUUAACAUCCGUAGGAGAAGGAGAAUUGGGCAAGCGAAUGUUCAACUUUGCUCCUUAUGGUGAGUGCCUUCGUUAAUCAUCAGGGGUUUUGUUUCCCAUUGACAAAGAGAAAUUCACAGUGGAGUGUCGAAAGUAUUCCGGGUUUGCGUUUGUUGGCAGAACUGGGCAUUGUAAUUGGCUAAGAAAACCAGCGCCUUCCUCUUAACCAAUCACAUGCAAUGUUGAAACCGAACGCAGGUUUUUCAUCCCCUUCCUCCUCCUUCCUUUCCCCCCCCUCCCACCCCCACUCAUAAAUUAACUUCCCCUGUCUGUGGCAAUUUGCUCAUUUUUGGUUUCUCUUUGUAACCUUGCGAUAUUUGCCGUUUGACAGACCAUUGUGCUUCAGCCUUUACGAUACACAAUCGAAAUGCGCUCUCCUAAAAGUAUGGAAUUCACGUUGGAUACUAUGAGCUAAAUUAAACUACGUACGCAUUGCGAACAUAUUUUUCUCCUUUCUGCAGCCACCAUUCACUGCACGUCGUCUUCAAAACAUCCUCCUGAUGCGCUGCUAAAAGUCACCGCACAGCAUCGUCGUGUCCGCUCACCGGCUUGGUCUUAUCGUUUUCCCGUCAACGAGGAAUGGUGUGAGUUAGUUGUGAAUCUGCCUACAGCCAUCCUCUUGAAUGAAGUGCACAUUCAACCUCAUUCUUCGGGAUUAUCAAGUAAGUGUCUUUAUGUUUCUACCUGUUGUUGUUUACCUGAAUAGAUCUCCCUUUAAAAUUGAAGGUAAAAAUUGAAACCAGUCAGUUUAAAACUGUACAGUACAUUCAUUUUCAUACCCAAUGGAGCACCCUCAAAUUGAUGAUCUCAAUGAAUUUUCCUCCUUCUUUGCUCUUUUAAUUCCCAUUUUUGCUCUUUUCAUUUUUCUCAAGUUUGCUUUUCGCUUUCGUCUAUGACAAAGUUAUUGGAGUUUGGUGUCUAUCAAACAUUUGAUGUAUCUCUUUACUAAGAUAUUUCCUGCUUUGCUGUUCCAUUAGCAAGCCCAUCACAUGUGGCACUGGAUGUGAGUAGUGACUGUCAAGUCCUUGUACCCGUUUGUGAACCCGUCCUCACUUCUGGAAUCACCACAAUCAAACUUAGACUCCAACAGCCAGUUGUUGCACAGGUAUGGUGUCUAUAUGGCUUAUGCUCUUGCUUACCACGCGGCUACGCGGUAUGAGAGGUUUUCAGUGAAAGCCGCUUGUAGGCGGUCUACCGCUGGCCAUAAGACCUUUUACCGGUGUCUGUUUAACCUGUCAGCAUACUCUCUUGUUUGGGUUUUGCCCUACGGCCUCCUUUUUUGGGCCCAGCCGCCUAUCACACCAGCGGCAGCCAGUUAUGGAAAGAAUUUAUUGAAACCUUUGAUAGUCGGUUAAUUUAGUGGGCUUUGUAUUAGAGUCUGGUUCCUCGCUAAAUUUACAAGUAAAAGUCGCGGUGAAAUCUCCUUGCAGAGAGCUGCUCGCGUUUAAAUUUGUGUGAAUGAUCACGGCAAGUCUUGUUUUAAUUCCGACGACCGAUUACAGCGACAAAAUUUCGUCGGACAGGCAACGAUUUUAAGGAAAUUCACCACACAAGGAAAUCGUCGCAUUGGCUUGUUCCCGUGACGUGUCGUAGCGACUUUCUACUCGAUGUGUGAUGCUCAGAGAUCGGCCCUGUUUGUUAUUUAGGUACGAUUCUACCGACUGCUACCCACUUGCGCGGAUUAUUUCUUCAAUUGAAAGAGCGUUAUAGUAUCAUUUUGAGGUCGAUUGUCGAAGUAAUCCUGGAUUGGUUGGUGCUGCUGUACGGAACUCACUGACUGGUCAGGCAGACUUGUGCCAUCCUUUUGACCAAUUAGAUUCAAGAUUAAAACUGUUGUCCUUUUCUCUGAUUUUCCGUUGUCUUGCUAUAGUGUUUCUGGUUCAACGACAUUUCUUCGACUCGCUUGUAAACAGAAAGUAAACUACUGUGUUAUAUCCUCGUGAUGCGAUGUUUGACUUUCAUUUUGCAAAGCAUUUUUCAUUCCUAUAUUUUCAGUAUGUCCAUAUUCAUUGUCACCGUCCACGAGACUCGCGUGUGGUAGGAUUGUCACAGAUCAGGAUCAUGGGAGCAUCAUUACAUGGGGUUGAAAGUGGAGUCGCUCAGGAGCUCCACCACUUAAAGGGCCAGUCAGCUAGGUAACUGUUUGUGAUGCUUAGAUGUCCACUGUGGUCGGAUUAGUACUUAAGCUGCGAUUCGCUAUGUUUGUUUUAUGUAACUGGAAACCUAGUGAUGCUUAAAACCGAUGGUUCUUCAGUUUCAAUUGAUUGAAUUUUUCUUUUUUUCUAUCCAAGCGUCAUAAAUUUGCGUUAGAAAUUUCACCUGGUUUAAUAUAGCCCAGUAACAAAUCCUAUCUGUCAAAGGAAGGUUCAAUCUUUCCGAAUGAUUUACCACAAAAACUAUGUUUUUCUAACAUUGAGAAGAUGCGAGAACCACAAACGUGAACGAGCGUACUUUGAACAAAAGGGAUUCAAACACCAACUGAUUAAAUCUGUCAUGUUAUUGAAUAAGGCCAUCCUCUCCCCAUCACAGAAUCGCUCAUCACACCAAAGGUAUCAUUCCGAAGCGAUGAAAUGAUGUAUGACAGUUACUCAUGUUUAGUUUAAUUUUUUUGUUAGCCUCGGCUGGGUACAGUUACUUGGUCAGUGCCUCUCGCAAGGACCUGAAUUUUAUCAGGAGACAAAAGAACCUUCGACGCUGAUCUCGGAUGUGUUUAGCAACUGUAUCGCCCUGCUGUUAUCGCCACGAAGGUUUGAACUCUCUUUUUUUUUUUUUUUAUUAUAUACUUCGUCUGGGGAACUAACUUGUAUUUUAAGACUACGUUUCUACCGUCAGUAAAAUAGUACAUGUAGAAAAGAGAUGCUAAAGUGACCAGCAUCUAAUUUCUCCUCACAGUGUCACCCCUGAAUCACACAGGGAGGUCACAAGAGUAAAGGAAAUGAUCACUAACAGAAGUAGCUUUUAAUUUUAAAACAAAUUCUCCCUGUUGGCACCUUGGGAAAUGUACGGAGAACAGUAAAGAGAGUAACUGUACUGAUUUGAAGAUGAAAAGGGUUCAAACGAACUGUUCUCCACAGUUUGUACAUUAUAACAGCUGUGCCAAUCGAUUCAUGUCUUGUUCUCGUCUCGUUUCACUUCUGUGUGAUCUUCGAAAGCAAACUUCAUUGGGGAUUUCCGUAAUAUAAUAAAAUUAUGGUUAUAUUAGCAAGAUGGUUCAUGUGGAAAUGAAACAUGAAUUUAAAUCUACUCCUAUUACUUCCGUUGAACUACCGUGAAUGAUGGAAAAUUUUGAUGUUCUGGAGGACGUGAAGCGGUAGAGUGAUAUUUUAGUAAAACUUUCGUUAUCACAGACUCAAAAUUCAUAUUUCAGUGCUGCAUAAUACAUCAACUAGCAAGUUAAUUUCAUUUUAAAAUGGCGGUGAUGGCUUUUUUCCGUUUCAGUGGUCAAUCUGCUUGUCUAGAACUGGUGCUCAUGAAGUUGUCCAAGCAGUUUCCAGAACUGGGCACCAUGUUAAUGAAACAACUGUUAAAAUGCCCAGGGGAGAAGGGAAGAAAGAGAGGGCCGCUGGUAAGCGUCGCUACAGUGGAACUUAUAUACCAGUUGGGAAAAAAACAGGACUCUUCAUACGAAGACAGGUAUGGCAAGCCGAGUGUUGAUUGGGCAAAACUAGUGCUACAUCAUCGUGGGCAAAAGUCAAUCAAUAAUGUGGCUAUAUAUACUAAAAGGCAACGUUAGGUCGCCCGCUCUGUAAGCUCAAGCGGUUUUGCAAUGAAUAUAUUGUGUAUUGAUCACGAAGUUCUUGUCUUCCUCCUGUAGAUUGUUAGUGAUAUCGUCCUGGUUACGGUCCAUCUGUGACUCGUCAACCUCUUCCCACGCGGCACCUGGGCAUAUUCAGUCUGUGGCUGCUGUCAUCUGGAAUGCAAAGGAAACUAACUCGGAGUCAGUUGUGAAACAAUACUUUUCUGAAGAGCUUUUCAGGUGUGUUUCAUUUAGACUUGAGUGUUUUACCUUCAAUUAGAAGUUUGCUUGUACCCUUUUUGAGUUUUUUUUUUUUUAUUAAAAAAAAGAUCUAUGUUAGCGUACAGAGAGUGGUAUGUUGCUCGCAGCAAUCAGAUCGUUUAGGGUAUGUAUCUCGCAUCAAUCAGAUCGCCGCAUUAGGUUAUGUAUCUCGCACCGAUCAGAGCGUCGUUUUUGUUCUUUGGUUUGAGAGGUGUUCAAAUUUCAACGAAGUUAUGGGAGAUUCGGAGAGAGCGGUUCAUAAAAUAGAAUCAUCUUUUAGAAUGAGAAAUGUUAGCUUUUCUUUGUUUUUAACGUGUAUUUUACCACGCUUUAUAAGAAAUGCGAUACUACUGGACAGAUGAAAGAUAUCAGAUUACCUAUAGUAAACGUGUUACUCGUGCUGUAAAAAUGAUGGAUAGUUGUUCGAGAGAAAAUGGAGUUCUGUGCACUGUAGCACGAUCAUGGUUAUUGUUCCUUCACGACGAGAGGGAGUGGAAAAAUUUUGAAUCAAAUAUUGCUUGAGGUGUUGAUGAAGUGCACCAAACAUUUUGAUUUGAGCAGUUCUUUAACGGCAAGCUGUGUUGCAAGAUUCAUGAUUUGUUGAGUGUGCCGAUUAUAUUUUUCUGGAUUGAUUGCUCGGUGCUAUUUCUAGAUGAAUGUCUGAUUAAAAUUAACUAUGGACGAUUUUGUGUAUGUUUUCGAUGCUUGGAGAAAGUGGUCUUGUGGAGUCGUUUGUGUUGUGCCAAGGACUAAUUCAGAUACCAUCGUUAGCAUGUUUAUUUGAUUUUGUUAUCUGGAAUGAAUGAUUUACGGAGGUAAGUUAAUAUGAUGUGAUCUACUAACGUCGAAAAUAUAUCUAGUCGAAGGAACAGUUUUGGUCUUGGUCCGCAUUUUUGUCAACAAAAUAAACACAUACCGCUUAAAAAGAUAAUAAUACGGACCACGUGCAAAGCUGUUAAUUGUUUCUCGAAUGUUGCGCGUCUUAAAUAUUCAAUAGUGACAUCUCGUGUUGUCACGUACCAGACGAAAAAACUUUUUAGAUUGUCAGUCUACAUUUUGUACCCACUCUGCGGUCUACAGUCUACAUUUUGUACCUAGUCUACAUCUUAUAUCCGGUCUGCAGUCUGCAGUCUGCAUUUUGUACUAAAAGGUAUCCGUGGCACCAAUACAGUUUAUUUUAGGUUACAGUUAUUCGCACAAAAUAUCCAAUAUACCACAAAAUACCUGUGUGUGAGUUAAUUCGACAUUUUCGUUAUUUCCGCGUUAAUACUUUUCUUUCCUUUUGUUAGAAGUUAGACAUUACUUACAAUGUUUCAAUAAUCCACCCACCCCCCCAAAAAAUAACUCUUGCAUGCUUAACAUGCCUAUGUUUUUGUUUGGUGCAAGAAGAUCACGUACUUUUGAGGGGUUUAUAUAUCAUCUGUCGUUGAAUCCUUGUUAAGUCUUGACGACCUGUUGUCGUAGCGUGCGUGUAUGUGUGUGUGUGUGUGUGUUACGCUAGGGCCAAACUUCUUUGGUUAUGAGCAGUCCCGCUUGUGUCAUCAUGUUGUUUCAGCUGAGACCCCACAUUGCGUCUCUAGGAUUGAAUGUAUGGUUAUAAACCCUUUCUCAAAGGGAAGAGGUUAGGGUUUGGCUGAUGUUGCCAUAAACAAGCAAGCCACAAAUGAUCUAUUAUAUCAUUGUUUAUUCUUUGUUUAAGAAUAGCGACAGAGUUACAAAUCAGAGGGGCUACUCCCAAUUUGGCCAUUUACAAUCCGUCCAGCUUUGUAUUCCUCUAAAAUCUUCGUUUUGGCUUUCUCUUCCCGGCAGUUGAGGUUUUUUAGGCCUCCGUUCUAUCUAACGGAAGUUUUCAUUACGGAAAUAAUGAUGGAAUCUAUGGUGUCAAAGCCGCUUUAACCUUUUAACUCCCAGAAGUGAUUAACAUGAAACUUCGCCCUAAAAUAUCCAUACAUAUAUCUAGCAAACAGGUAAUGAGAAUAUUCAAAUUUCUCAGGUAAAAGUCGCUUUCUUGAUCUAACACCAAAUUCUUGUACCUAAUUUGCAAGGACAUGUGUAGCAGCUAGAAGGGAGAAUUAACAUUAAGAUCUUGGGAGUUAAAGGGUUAAGUCGGGGACAGUAAAGGAUCGGUUGCAAGAACUGCAUAGCUUACCAAGAGUACUACAUUUGUAUCCUUUGUUGCGUUCUCAUUUGGUAAACCUGCAUCUUAACUUUUCAGAUCUCUUUAUGACUGGUCACAAGCUUCCUCUGAUGAAGAUUUCCUGAAACAGAGUAUUGAUCAUCUCAUUGGUGCUCUGACGUACAUUUGUCCAGCUUAUUAUGAAGUGCUUUUAGAAAUCACUGGAGUCAAGGAACUCCUCGACGAAUGGAACAAGGAAAGUGGCAAAACUGGUGGUGGGCUGUCAAGACUUCUGACAGCUCCGUCACGACUCGGAACACUGGCUACAGCAAGCCAAUCAUCUAUCACGAGCCAACUAUUGCUAAAUUCGGGUUUACUUAAAAUGAUGGCAGGAGGUAUCGUGGACUUCUGUCAAGCAGGUGGUAAUUCCCAAGGUUUGGACAAACAUCCGUCAACAGUGGAUCCACUACCGAAGUCAAACUUGUCCAUCGACCUUCUUCCACACCUUCUAAACUUUUUAACUUGUUGUUCCCAGGAGCCAGCCAUUAAGGAUUGGAUGGGUGAAACAGGCUACCAGUUGUGGUUUUUACUUCUCUCACAGCUCUGCAGAGGACGACAUGUCCAAAGUAACCCUUUUUUUGGCCCACCAGGCGUAGUUCCUUCUAUUCCCAGCCACACUAAGUUUGCGAUGGAAACUGCAACGGUAGAUCUGUUAUGCAACUGUGUUCAUUUUCAUCUCAGAAAUCAAGAAAGGAUGGCGAGUCUCUUGGUUGAAACCAUUGGUGGAGAGAACUCUGAAAAUGGAUCAAUUGACAUGGAAACCAAUGUGAACACACAGGUCAAUGGCUUUUUACGACAGUUGAUCUUACAAAUGUUGCUGGAAGAAGAAACUGUACUUAUCUGUGUGCACGUUGAGAAUGAUUUGAAUUUACAAACAAUGCGAGGAUUUGAUUUCUUUCAUAAAGAUGGUUGGCAUCCUCGCUUUGGAGCAGGACACUCAUUUGCACUACUUUCUGCAAAAUUCUCCACAACUCUUCACGAACUUAGUGAACAGAUUCUUCGUCCUAAAGUAAGCAAACCAGUCGAGACAACUUUGGAGGAAAAGUUCCCCAAACCUACUGCAGUGGAGGGGAUGGCUGAUCCUGGCGAGUUUAGCCAAUACGAAGGGUUUGAAUUUCUUGAGUCUGUUAGUCUUGCUGCAGGACUGAACGUGAAAAGCAAAAGAGCUGAAAAAAGUGAAGCGUCAACAGUAAAGGAAAAUAAUCCGGAUAAUGGUCAGAGUCAAAAUCAAAGUAAAAGCAUGUCGUGUUCAUUUUAUCACGAUAUACUCGGCAACAUGUGUUUGCCGCAGUCUUGGACAGUGGCUCAGUUGUUGCAGCAUCUAAUGAGCAAAGGACUACCUUGUGGUACAUCUUACCUUGAAGUGACGUGUAAGACUCAAGAUGGAAAGACAGAAGACAAUUCUACUAAUUCUGCGCCGUUGCUAACCCCGUUGGAUGUGUUUGCCAAACAGGAUGGGUUAGUAAAGUUAUCAAUGCAUCUCCCUUGCCACGUUAUAACACCUUCCUCGCUGGCUCCGGAUACUGAAACGGAGGUAAUUGAGGGAGACAGCAGUGAUAAACAGGUGCCUUCUUACCCGACGCAGCUUCCGUUGCCUUUAGUGUCCAUACCUGCCUCAGUGUUAAGCGCUGUUCCAGCACAUACACUUGUAGCUUUUGGUUUAUUCAUUCGCCUUCCUGGAUACAAUGAAGUUCUGCUUAAAGAUCGUCUCAAGGCUCGCUACCUUCUGAGGCUGCUUCUGGGGGCCAAACAGGAUGGGAAUGGAGGUAUGAAUCAUUGUGUCAAAUAAUCAGUCAGUGUCUCAGUCCGUUCUUGAGUUAGUGACUUAGUGAGUCAGUCACUGAAUUUGUCGGUCACUGGGUCAUUAACUCGGUCAUUAAGUCUGUAAGAAAUCACAAGCAAUUGUUUUAUAACCCUUAAAACCCUUAUGCAGUAUGCAUAUUCCCCAAACUGUUCUCUAAACAGAUCCUAAGGUGUCGACAAGAAGUAUUGUUUAACAAUCAAUACCUAUUUCUUUAACUUAUCGUGUCUUCUCAUGCUCUUCCCAGAACCUAUCUUGUCAUCUCCAGCAGCCAGUUGUCUGUCCACGCUUCCAUUCCAUGUGUUACGGAUCUUAUUUCAGAGCAGUGAGCUCUCGCCACAAGAAGGCGCCGCCGUGCACAAGGCGGCUGUAGAAGUUGGCGCGAUCCAGAUGGUGCUACUGUGUCUAGCUGUACUGAGUCAUCACAAACCGCGAGCCACUAAUCACUCACACAAGAUGGCUUUACAGGCCUUGUCUGCGUUAACGGGCAGGUAUAGCGAAGACUUCAUCCUCACACCUGUAGGCGUAUCAUUAGAAGCUUGUAGGCGGUGGCUUUCGGAUGUUAGACCAUUUUGUACUUUCCACUUUGUGAAUUGUGUGACAUUCAAAUAUAGAAAAUGAGGUUUUUUAAACUGAUUCUAUCAUCGAUGUAUCAUUGUUUGGCAAAAAAUUACUCAAAUAUUCCCUAGAAUAGAAUGCUGGAAAUCACGUCUCCGAGAGUUUUAAUUUCUGAUUUUUCCGAGAGGGUAUGCCCACGGACACCCUUAGCAGGGUGUGUUACUUUGCAACACGCCAUGUUGCUAUGCAAGCAUAAUUUUAUUUAGCCACCCACUCAGUUCAGAACGUACACCUAUUAAAUUUUCAAAUGACAACCCUGACCAGGAACAAUGUUUUAGUUAUUCUGAGUUUCAAAAGUAGUUUCGGAUUUCUUUGAUAUUGCUCAAAUUUGCUCUGAAGUUUGUCCACGUCCAAUCUUGCGCCACCUUAUCCGUCAAAUUCGAGUAGAAAGCAAUGGCGCGUGAAGCUUGUUAAGUGCGAUUAUUUGCAUUCUAAUUGGCCUUUUACGGCAUUUCUCUGUGUUCGUAUUGAUUUGGUUUUGGUCGAGGACACUGAAUCAAGAAGCAUUCUUUAAUUUUUUCCUACAGUAGGUCGCUCGUUUGUGCGCUUUUCGAAUUUUUAUCUCUGAUUGUUUCGGUGAUUUACUCAAAUAUGUAUGGAUCUGUAGUGUUUGCCGCGACAGUGAUGUUGGAGCCGGUAGUGAGAGGAGUUACUGGGCCAAAGGAACAGGAUUUGGUACAGGAUCCACGUCGUCAGGGUGGGAUGUUGAACAAGCCAUGCUAAAACAGAAGGCUGAAGAGGAGCAUGUCACUUGCCUUCUGCAGGUAAUGACGGUAGAAUUAACCGCAAAGAGCCUGCUUUGGGGGCGAUUUAAACUUUUCCAUGUGUUGUCCCAGUUAAUUUUGUGUGCAGCAAGGGAUUUUGUACUUCGAGACGUUUGUUCCCGUUCCGUUUAGGACCUUAAGCUGACCUUUAAGGUAUGAAUCGAUCCAGCUCUCUCUGUACUUUUCGAAUGGAGUAUUUUCUGGUGGUGACACACUGAGAUAAAACUCCUUUAGAACAUCAGACUUAUUUUAGUAUUGAGACGCAGAGGUUUAUAUGGAGCACACAGUUUGCUGAAAUUAAAAUCAAAAUGUAGAGAGAACACAAAAAAUGUCUCAAUCUCGAGGAUGAAAACCAUACGUAGGUCAGAUGAUGACCGACCAGCCGAUUGACUCGGGGUUACAGACGCCCAUGGGUUUGAAUCAUGUUUAAAACUAAAGGGAAUUUAUGUGCUGACUGAAAAAAAAAUUUUUCUUUUCCUUCCUAGGUACUUGCGAGUUAUAUCAGACCUUUUGGAAAACACAGCGACUCGCACUCAGAGCCAUUUGCAGAGUAUUUAGGGGCAGGCGGUCCAUAUCCAUUUGUUGUCGUUUUGCUGGAGCUGUUCGGAGAGUCAUGUCUAAUCCCUGCUCUUUCAUCAUACCUAAGGAAUGAUUCUGGUAUGUACGCAGGCAAGACUGGAUUUUUCCAGUUAGGAAAUCAAAGCAAGUUUUCCCGCUACUGCCUUACUGCAAGGAAAAAGAAAGAAAGAAAAUCAAAAGGAGAUAAAUGAUAAUUAUCGAAGCAAUGAGAAGAAUGACAUAAAACAAAAACCUCUCUCUCAAAUUUAGGAGCAAAAUCUCCGAAAUAUCAGUUGCAAGCCCUAAGAUCGUUAGAGUAAUGGGAACUACUAGACCUGUUGUAUUCAACUUCAGAGUUUGACGUUUAUCCGACCUCUCUAUUAUUUCUACCGGUGUCAGAACUAAAUCUGAAACUGUGCUUUAAGAUUUACUUCUUAGUAAACGUCGCAAAUCUGUGUAACUUUGUUGGUUUUAUGGAAAAAUGCCGGUUGAGAACUCCACGACCUUUUUUUUCCCUGUUAUUUAACCGUUUUUGUUGUUUUUUUUUUAACAGUUCUUGAUAUGGCUCGCCAUGUUCCUCUGUACCAGGCUGUUUUAGAAGUACUCCGUGCACUCGCGUUGUGCCCAGUCCUCUUACCUUUGUUACUCCCGCAUGCCAAUGGCCUUUCCGUUGAGAGAGCCUCCACAGAGGCGCCUUCUAUUGUUAGCCUGCUGGACAAGAUGAAACAAUGUGUGGAUACUUACUCCAGAACUUUGCGGUAAGAUAAGCGGGAACUCUUCAAUUUGUAGUAAGGACUUAGGCUGGAAAAGUAAUUUUUUAAUAAGUGUGGAGGGAUCCCCAUUUUUUACUCUUGGACCGGAAGCUAUCGAGCAAUAUUUUAUUCAAAGAACAACAUAAAGUAACUGUCUCGAGCGAUAACAGGAACCUAUUCUAGGUAUCAGAUUGUUUUUGUUGUUGUUUUUUUUGGGCUCCAUAUUUUGGAUAAAAGAGACGUGGAUACCGGCAAAACAUUUCUGAUAUUUCAGCAAAAAAGCCAAAAUAUUUUAUUUUUUGCGACAGUAGUGAGAAAAAAGGGAAUAUUGAUCAAUUAAUCUUCUACUUUCAAGUUUUUCCACUGAUAUUUCGAAUGUUGUGUGAGUUUUAUCCAUGGAUUUCUGAAGUUAAUGAAACCCCUCCAAAGACAAAUCUAAAGCUACUUAAACUGAUUUCCUAGCGGACCUAAGUGAGAUGCAUAGGUACAAAUAUUACGUCGGGUCACUCGGCACUCACUCUUUCGCAGCCGUUGAUUGGUCGGUAUCCGCCGCUUUCGCCCCCUAUCGAGUUCGCCCCUUACCUUAUACCGUGUUCGCCCCCACACUUUUCGAGUUCGACCCCACCAAGUCGAGUUCGCCCCCAGAUUGAGUCAUGUCUAAAUUAGUUGCUAUCGAACAUUGCAAACAAGUUAGAACCAAGACAAGUUUUGAAUUUUAAUUGACCGACGGCCAUUUUGAAAGUUUAUAUGUGCGUGGGAGCUAGGGAGAUGAAAGCGUGGUUUGCGAUCCUGGUUUGCAUUUUCUCAAGUCUGGUUGCUAUGACCUUAAAACACAAUGAAGUGUGCAACGCAUUCUCUCAAGAAGUCUUAAAUAAUCAAAAGCGUGAUCAAAUCGUGGUUUCGUAAAUUCUUCAGUCUUAAUUUCAUAAAUAAAGCUAAACGAGGUACAAGUCUAACAACUUAAGCAAUGCUGUCGCGAUGAAAGCGUGGUUUGCAUCUUCUCAAGUCUGGUUGUUACGACCAACGAAUUUCGUGUUCGUUAGAUAAACCCAGGUUGUUUUACACCUUUGCCAGUCUGAAUAAUAAGUUAAGCAAUGUUGUUUUGAUUAAGUGUGGUUCUCUCUAUCACAAGUUCAGUGUACACAGUUAUUUCUGGUAACCCCAGAUCCCACGCAGAGUAUUUAGUUGAUUCCGUCAACCCAGUUCCCAAGCAGGUUCCACGCAAUUGCGGAAAUUCAAAAUGGUCGUCGCUGACGUGACAUUUGGCACAUUCUGCUAGUGCCUUCGUCACAAAUCAACUCAUCUGGAUAUCACUCAAUCAAGGGGCGGACUCGACUUGAUGGGGUCGAACUCGAAAAAUGUGGGGGCGAACUCGAUAGGGGGCGAACGCGGUGCAAUUCGUUUGGUCACGUGUUUCGUGUAUAGGCACAAAGGAGACGUUUUCAAUGUAGUCAAACCAAAGCUUGGACAAACUAUUUCUUCAGGUCUACGCAAGGAAAAAGGGAAGAUUCAUCUGUAACAAGCACCACUAGCUUAGAACCAAAUGCCCCAACAGAACCGAGUACCACAGCCGAACCAAGUUCUAAAGGGGAAUCCAGCAGCUCAGCAACAUCAAGCAGUGCAGGAAGCUCGUUGUUUUCAGUUGGACCGAGUACUUCUGCGGGACCUAGUACCGCAGGACUACCAAGUUCAACUAAACCAGGUAACAGCGAAGAAAAGAAGGACCAGGAGGCUGAGGGACUCGCCCUGUUGAUACCUGACAUCCAGGAAACUGCUAAGUUGAUGCAGAGAGUAGUGCACGAAUUUCACCAGCAACAAGCCUCUUCUAACAAGGAAGGGGAAGGAGGCGGCAAGGGGCCAGAGGAACAGGUGGAGUCCCUCUCUGCCGAGGAGAGGUACUUAGCCAAAAUGAGGUCGCUUCAGUUUGGUGAGUGUGGCCCAUGGGCGUUUCGUUUAGUUUGUAGGCAAGGUCGUGAAAGCAACUAUUACAAUCAGACGGUAGUCAGGAGAGUUUUUAUUGCGUUUAUCUUGUCAAGAUUUUCUCAUUGAAUAAUUCCUAGUACAACGAAAUCUAGAUUGUAUCGAGAACUUUGUCCCAAAAACGUAAGACUUUCGGUCGUAAUCUCCUUGUCAGUUAUUUCGGAAUUUCAAGACACGACUGGGUUAUAAAGUCAAACCUUUGUUAAACUUGAUAGGAACUCACCGGAUUGUGAUUGAAAAAGAUGACGGAAAACUAGAGUUUGAACCUGGCGGUUACCACUUUGCGUCUUCGGUGCGGUCAACGGUGAAUACGGGUGGCAGCGGAAGCAUGGUGCGGGCUCGGCGGCUAGCACAGGAAGUGUCGUCUCUUGCAACGUCCCUUCCGCUGUCCAGCAGCUCAAGCGUAUUUGUCCGUUGUGAUAAAGAGCGACUGGAUGUCAUGAAGGUAAUAAUGAAUCUUUGUCAAGACAUACAUUCAAGCGUAGUGAUGACGAAUGGCAAAAGGACGAGGGCCUUCCGUUUUCGGAGUAAGGUUACAUAGUAUUUUCAACGAACAUUGGUAGAUCCAGGGGAAUGUGGCUUUUUUUUUAUUUUUUUUUUUACCACCCGUUUGACACUAAAUUUCUUGCAAGGACAGGAUUUCACGUUACUUCUCAAUACAAAGUGCGUAUAAUUUAUUUGUGCUGAAAUAUUUCUUAGCUUGUUUUGGUUAAAUAGUUGAGAAAAAUUCCUUAAUUUUCUGAAUCAAAAUAUGCAACCCACCCUUCCACCCCACCCCACCCCACCCCAGAUAGAGUAAUGACAUUGUAAAGAGAUAUUCCACCCUAAUCACCGUGAGUAUUAAAAACGCUGUUUAUAUGUUUGUUAGGUUCUUAUUACCGGCCCAGCUGAUACUCCAUACGCCAAUGGCUGUUUCGAGUUUGAUGUAUACUUUCCACAGAACUACCCGGAAUCGCCGAUGCACAUAAACUUUGAAACCACUGGGCACCACAGUAUUCGCUUCAAUCCGAAUCUUUAUAAUGAUGGAAAGGUACCGUGUAACUAACAGUCUUGUUUAACUUAAUAAGUAACAUGGCAUUCAACUUGACGAGUUGGCAGCUUACCACAUUCCUCUACGCUGUUGAGUCCACCUUCAAGAAUUUGAUAGUUAUGUCGUCUCCAUUUCCUCGCAGUUUUAAAAUAUUUGGGACAGAAGCUGAACAGUUGCGUGCAAGCCUUGUCUUUGUGUUGUGUUUUUUCAGUAAGAUACUGAACUCUCGUGGUGCCAUUGUCCAAGUAAGGAGUAGAAAUGAGAGCUGGCAAACUUUCAGUGAAACCUGGCGAAAUGUAGGGGGAAGGGGCAGUUAAUCUGCUGUAGACUGGCAUCACAUCCAAUGAGAAUAGCAAUACUCCUAAUUCCUUCUUGCUACUAAAACUGGGAAAUGCUUCGGCUGCUAAAAGAGUCAGUCUCGUAUGCAGAGUUUUUUCAUAGUGGGUGAGGUGUCUAAGACAUGGGACUGACGUUUAGGACUGUUCGUGAUUAGUUUACGUACAGUAUUCACCCCUCCCCUGCUGAUUAGUUUUAUGUCCCUUUUCUUUCAUUAGGUAUGCUUGAGUAUAUUGAACACGUGGCAUGGACGACCAGAGGAGAAGUGGAAUCCACAGAAUUCAAGCUUCCUUCAGGUGUGAACGUCUUUGGACAGUAUCUUAAGUAUUUUCCGAAAAGUUAUUAUACCUUAUGGCCGUGACAUAGGCCACAACUCGUGUAACAGAUGAGCAUGUUGAAUAAAUUCCUUCUUGUUUCAGGUCCUGGUGUCAAUCCAGUCGCUCAUUCUCGUCAACGAGCCCUACUUCAACGAGCCUGGGUACGAGAGAUCUAGAGGGACGCCCGCUGGACAGCAGAACUCGCGGGAGUAUGAUGCGAACAUUUGUCAAGCCACUGUACGCUGGGCCAUGCUGGAACAAUUAAGGAAACCGUCGCCUUGCUUUAAAAAGGUGAGAUUGAGAUGUCACUUUUUCCACUUAAAUAUUUCCUCAACUCAGGUACGGUCGGAUGUAGGUGUAGUCUGGACCAUUUCGUUGAGGCGUUUCGAAAACUACUGAGUGUUCAUGAUCUGUUCAUAGAAUCUUAGGUUCAUCUUUGGCCUCGGUUUAACAACUGCAACGUUUUUGCACCCUCCCUGUGUUGCAGAUAGGUAAAUCACUAAAGGGCGUAACCUAAAAUAUUACAAAGAGACAAUAUUUUACACAUCAUUACACGAAGUUUAGAUCGCUAUGGGAAAGACAAACGACACCCAACAUUUUCAGUUUGCGCCAUAUUUUUGACUCGUUAAAUUUAAGACAUGAGCGGCUUUUCUUGAAAAAUGAAACCUUGAUUUUUUUUUUAAUUGGUCCGUACGUAACCAUUCCAUACUUUUAGUGUAUCUUUUUCCAUUUUUAACUCGUGAAUUGCGCGCAUGCGCAAGAGCGAGUUGUAGAUACGAUGUGGGGAAUGGCACUCGCUCGCUCGCUUGAUUGGUCGAUUCCUGUAAUUUUGCAUUUGAGUGCAUUUGAUUGUUUUUGGCGAGCAAUAAACAAACAGAAUGGCGACCUUUGUUGCUAAGAAUAGUGGUGGGGUGACAAAGAAGCCAUUGAUAAUCUUAAAAGUUUUUUCUUUUUGUUUUAGUUUCAACAAGCGGCGCCAGCGUCUGGCAGGCAUGCAAGGAUUCACACUGAAAUAACAGAACAACCCUCGUUUUUCAUAACAUUGUAAUUUACAAUCCUAGAACUUGAAAACAAUCCGAAUAUUCAUUGAAAAUUUCACUUACUGCGAAGCGCUCGGAGUUUACAGAUGUUCAAAAGCUUUUUCUGUUACGGCGUGAUAUUGAGGACAAAAUCGAUCAUUACGUUUCGUAUCGUGUGUUUUUCCUGUUUGAAGCAACAAAAGAUGCCGGAGACUAACGAAAUUACAAGUUAACGCGAAAAUCAAAUAAUACCUAAACAAACAAUUUUAGCUACCGAUUUUCAGUGAAUUUUUAAAGAACAAUUCAAAAUACAUAUUACGAACUAAAAUGCGAAAGUGGUACACCACAAAAUUGAUAAAUAGGCCUGAAAUGAAAUUCUAUCUUUUUAUUGAUUAUACGUUGCCUAGCACGUGACUAAAAUCUACCCAGGCGGAGAUCCAAAAUGACGGUGGCAGUCUUGGCUAAGUUAUAUCACUCAAAACUCGUUCCCGUUUGUCUCAUUUGAUAAAGAGGGAAUUGUUAAUGUUUUCAUUAAGACAGUAUUGCCUUGAUUUUCUAAUAUUUACAAUGAUAGACAGUAAAUUUCACUUUUCACUCACAUUUACUUCCAACCUUUUCUUUUGAACCAGAAAGAGAAAUGAUAUACGUUUAAAACACAUGACAUCAUCCAUCCUUGUCAAAUGCAAUAGUAUGAUCAUUUCAAUUGUAAUGCCUUCUUAUCCCAACGUUACUUUGUUUCUUUGCUACAUUAGCGAACACUGAACUAUUGCUCGUACUCUAGAUAUGACAAUCAACCACAAUAUUCCCUAAACCAGAUAACAUUAAACAUAAUCCAAAAAAUCAUGUGUCAAUUCACGAGUUUGCUCACAGAGCACUUUGAUGGUUUUGUGAGAUCCAACCAAAGUGAUGUACUGCGGUUUGUUUCUUGAUGAAAUUUCUUUUCCUCGUCGCAACAAGCGGCGAAAAAUAUAUGACGUAAGACCUUAAAUGACGUUAACCAAUGGCAGGGUUUCAGAGUUACUUCCUGUUUGCUAACGCUCUAUCAUCCACAGGUUAUUGAAGCGCACUUUUACCUCAAGAAAGAUGAAAUACUAAAGCAGUGUGAGCAAUGGACAAAAGAAACGGAGAGCCUGCUGUCAGGCCGGCCGGUUGGUAGGGCUAUAUCACAUCACGUGCAGUCACUGAAGCAGAAUUCUGCGCUCUUAAAACAUGAGCUUGACAAACUUCAACCUCCUUCGGAUCAUAAACAACAGGACGGUGAUAGCGACGAGGACAGUGACUAAGGUGCAAAACAGUUGCAGAAGCCGCACGCAGGUCACUCGUUGAAAUAAUUUAUGCCAAGCACUGGGUGGUGUAUGGCUAGGCCAGGGAAGGAGUCAAUUUCAUUUGUUACCCGCUCGCAACAAUUUUUUUGCGAAGUGCUUGCUAGCACCAACUUUCCUCGGGUCCUCACGAGCUCUCUCGGAUCGCGAUGCUGCUUCGCUGACUAAUAAACAUUCGCAUACGAAACAUUGUUAGCAAGGGAGAGUAACGCAUUUUCUAGUGUCGCUUUAUUUUACUGCAAGAUAACUUAAAGGAUUACAGCUAAACGUGACAAGAUUUUCCUUCGCCAACGGGCUGCAGAAUGAAAUUGCCGGGAUCUAGACACAGACGCCGAGAAUUGCCAAAGUGGAGAAUCGGCUGUAGAAGGGGAUUUUCUGAGGGAAUCUGGCCUUAGUGAAGACAGCCUUGGCCUGCCCUUAGCUGGAUGAAGUGAACUGCGUAUUUAGAACAAUACGAGCGUAAUUAGUCUUUCUUACAUUCUAUUUAUCGGGUUUGAUCACAUUCUAUAACCAACCACUUUGAUUUAAGGGGCCAAGAAAGCGUGCUGUGAUUAUUGCACUGUAAAUAUUACACGCAAUGUGAGAAUACCGUAAUUGAGGAAGUCAUGAAAUGGGGUUACGAUGGACCAAUAUGGAACAAAUGUAUCCUUGAAAAUAGAAAAUGAACUUGAAUGACUUAAGUCGAAAUUUAUUUAAGAGCUAGAAGUCGAAAUAAGCAGUGCUUACCAUAUUCGUUAGUAACUUGUCUUACUCGUUUUCCAUUGAAUUUCGAAUUAAUUUGCACUUCUACCGAGUGAUCAGCUAUGAAAUUAAGGUUGCUCACUAUUUUUACCUUUACAGUUUGGUGGAACUUUGUACAGAGAAGCGAAAUUGAUGUUUCAUUUCGAACGUUUACUUGUCAGUUGUAUAGACAAAAUGUCCGGUAAACUUUAGUUUUAUGUAGCAGUGACUGUUGAACGUCCUUUGGAACCUCUACCGGGAAGUAAAUCGUUGAUAUCAAACGACUCAGUUCCCUUGAGAUCUAUAGAUCUCAGUUAAACUGUAAAACUUCUUUGCAAGAUCCCGCAAUCUGUUUCCUUGAUACGGAAACGCAGAUUUUCUUCUAGCAAAUGAAAGAAUGAAUUUCAGUCGCUGACAACAAGUUCUGUGUAUGAAGCUUUGGGAGGUUGUCAGUUUGUUAAUCGCCAUGUUUU